Molecule: messenger RNA, 2813 nt
Organism: Rubroshorea leprosula
Lineage: Eukaryota; Viridiplantae; Streptophyta; Magnoliopsida; Malvales; Dipterocarpaceae
Source: the annotation of a GenBank genome assembly
GCCAACCCCUGAUCCUACUCCAUCCUAAACUCUCUGAAUUGCGUAGCUUUCUCAAUUUCAUUUGAAUCAAUAUAUUCAAUCAACUGAACUUUGAAAUCUUCAUCCCUUCUUCACGGGGUUGAUUCACUCAUUCAAUCAAACAAUAAUCACCGCACACCGCAUCCCAGAUCCAUCUCCAGAAAAAUCCAUUUCAAUCGAAUAACCCAGAUCAUCGUUCCUGGAAUUAGACAGAAAAUUUUUAGCUUUUUUAAUUUUGGGUUGAAUUCCUGGAUAAUUGGGAUUUUUGGGGAAUUAGGGUUUUGGUUAUUUUUCGUUGAUAUGGAUUCUAGCAGGAGAGCGGUGGAAUCGUAUUGGAGAUCGCGGACGAUCGAUGCGGCAACGUCUGAUGAAGACAAAGUGACCCCCGUGUAUAAAUUAGAAGAAAUCUGCGAGCUUUUGCGAUCCUCGGAUGUUAGUAUUGUGAAGGAGGUCUCGGGGUUUAUCUUGAAGCGGCUUGAGCACAAAAGCCCAAUUGUCAAGCAGAAGGCUCUAAGGUUGAUAAAAUAUGCAGUGGUAAAGUCUGGUGUGGAAUUCAGAAGGGAGAUGCAACGAAAUUCAGUGGCAGUGCGUCAGUUAUUGCAUUACAAAGGACAGUUGGAUCCUUUGAAGGGCGAUGCCCCUAAUAAGGCUGUGCGAGAUACAGCUCAAGAGACUAUUUCUGCUAUAUUCUCAGAGGACAAUAAGCCAUCACCUGCUGAAGAUGUUAAUAGAAGAAUACAAGGAUUCGGGAAUACAAACUUUGAAACGCCAUCAGAAGAUAAAAAAUCGUUUCUUAGUGAGGUGGUUGGCCUUGGAAGUGCUUCUCUCAAGCAGGGGCUUAGUAGUUUCACCCAGGGCCAUUCACUUAGAAAGAGUGAUAAUGGAAGCUACAAGAGCCCCACCCUCCGAAGGUCUUUGACCACAGAAACUGACUACUCAGAUGGAUAUGAACCAGUUGUGUUAAGGAAUGAUGGGCAGGGUAGUUUGGGGAAAUCAAAAAAUGCAGCUAGUGGACCUUGGGGGCAGGAUUCAAGAGUAAUAAACACAGAAACAAAAAAUGGGGAUUCUUCUUCAAGUUACUCAGAGACCAAAACUCGUGAAGAGCGAUUGUUGGAGACCAUUGUAACAUCUGGUGGUGUUCGUCUACAACCCACUCGAGAUGCCAUUCAGGCUUUCCUUGUGGAGGCUGCAAAGCUGGACACUUUGGCUUUAAGUCAUGCCCUUGAAUCAAAGCUUCAAUCUCCAAUGUGGCAGGUUCGAAUGAAAGCUGUUUGUGUACUUGAGGCCCUUUUGAGGAGAAAGGAAGAUGAGCAUUUUUCAAUUGUAGCAUCUUAUUUCACCGAAAAUGAAGAUGUUUUGGUUAGGUGCUCUGAGUCUCCCCAGGCUUCUUUGAGAGACAAAGCUACCAAGGUUUUGACCUUGUUGAAUGUGGAACAUGGAGGUGGUUUGGUGAGUAAUUCAGAAAAGUCUGUGAAAGCAGAGACUAAUUCUUAUCAUGUGCCGAACUUGAUAGACACAAGUGAUUCACAUGACUAUUUUGGAACACAAGAUUCUACAGAGCAGCUAGAUGACCAAAAUGUGGCUAAUGCAACCCAGUCCACCCCUCUAAUUGAUGAUUUAUUUGGAGAUGGAAUGGGUGCUGGAGUCAGCACCACUGAAGAGAAAAACAAUGAUGACCCUUUUGCAGGUGUGUCAUUUCACACUGGUGAGGCCAAAGAAAAUGUGGGUGACCUCUUUUCUGGUUUGACCCUUGAUGACAAGUUGGCUGCAAAUGGCAAUCAUGUUGCCACAAAUAAAAAUGCAUCUGAGCUAUUUGAUAUAUUUGGGACCAGUACUGAUGUUCCCUUGGAUCAUGAGAACCAGAGAAAUGAUGUUAAUGAUAUAAUGGCUGGCUUAUCCAGUUACGAGAAGUCAUCAAAUACAAAGCAGAAAGGAACCUCUUUGGGGCCACUAUCUGAAAAUAUAUUUGCAGAUAUCAAUAUUCAUGCUAGUAAUCAGCCUUCCAAUGAUGCUUUAAGUGGCAUGCUUGGUUCCCAAACAGCUGGAAUGAAUGCAAAUCCUAUGAUUCCUUCAGGUGCUAUGCCAUAUAAUAUUCCUGCUGGCAUAAUGUUGAACCCGGCAUUUUCUUCUCAGCCUAUAAACUAUGCCACCAUGGGGAAUUUCAUCACUCAACAGCAGUUCCUAGCAACAAUGUCCAACUUCCAACACCUUGCAAACUUAAAUGGACAAAAUCCUGGUGUCAGUAAUGUUAGCGGAACCAAUGGAGGGUAUUCAUCACCCCUUCCUGAUAUUUUCCAGUUGAACUUCCCAAAUCAAACUCCAACUUCAAUGAUGAACAGUUCAAAGAAAGAGGAAACAAGAGCAUUUGACUUCAUUUCGGAUCACCUUGCUGCAGCUCGUGAUCCAAAGAAACUUCUUUAAAGAUUGGAGCCUACGAUAAAUGCCUUAGAAUCUCCUGGCUUUUCGAUGAUGGUAUUAUUCUUUCACAACGUUAGAGCUGUGAUAUUGCAUGAGUCUUUGACUAUGGCUUUGCUUGUUACAGACAUCCAAAAGUCGAAGAAAAUAGAUAGGUAUCAAGCUGUUAGGCGGUUCGUUUUGUAUUUGAGAUGAAAGAAAUUUGGGAAUAUGUUCGUGCAGUUAGCCAUCUUAGUUUUCUGAACACUAGUGCAUCUUUUUGUAAUGGAUUUGUAGAGCUUUGUUUUUCUUUUAUCAGAGCAAAAAUUCUCCUCGGCCUCUAGGAGACGUGCAUGCUUUUUGCAUUGGGAUUGGGAAAUCAAUAAAUAAUAUUAAUUAUU